AUGUUGUUAGUGCUCAAACUUAGAAAUAAGACAACAACACGUUCACAGACGAUCACUGACGUUCACAGAAGAUCACCGUCGUCGACCGCUGACACUACACGUUCACAGGCGAUCACUGACGUUCACAGAAGAUCACCGUCGUCGACCGCUGACACUACACGUUCACAGGCGAUCACUGACGUUCACAGAAGAUCACCGUCGUCGACCGCUGACACUACACGUUCACAGGCGAUCACUGACGUUCACAGAAGAUCACCGUCGUCGACCGCUGACAUUACACGUUCACAGACGAUCACUGACGUUCACAGAAGAUCACCGUCGUCGACCGCUGACACAACACGAUCACAGACAAUCACCGACGAUCAUUGA
This is a messenger RNA of Solenopsis invicta (red fire ant), 369 nucleotides long. Its product is annotated as salivary glue protein Sgs-3-like. NCBI's taxonomy places the organism in Eukaryota, Metazoa, Arthropoda, Insecta, Hymenoptera, Formicidae. Bases 1 to 369 code for a protein of 122 amino acids. The record is from RefSeq and is a predicted model, not a curated record. The transcript is spliced from 2 exons.